Messenger RNA from Anthonomus grandis grandis, 1204 nucleotides. RefSeq names its product interferon-inducible double-stranded RNA-dependent protein kinase activator A homolog. Lineage: Eukaryota; Metazoa; Arthropoda; Insecta; Coleoptera; Curculionidae. The coding region runs from base 159 to 1088 and encodes 309 amino acids. The transcript has 5 exons. The record is from RefSeq and is a predicted model, not a curated record.
GUCGUGCCGUCGUAUGUAAAUGAAGCUGUAGUAUGGCGAUUUAUUAUUUGACAUAAGAAACGUCACACAGCAGACAAGUGACAGAAAAACACCGGUGAAAUACAGAGAACUAACAUCUAAAUUUGACGAUGACGACCACAAAGAUCUGACCCUCCCAAAUGAGUACCGACAACCCUAUUUCAGCCUUGCAAGAGUUCACAACCUCAAUAUGUCUGGCCCCUCCCAAAUACGAACUGGUAACUCAAACCACUGGGACUCACAAAAACCAAUUUGAGUUUAUCGUUUCUGUUGCUGGUGUUCAGGCAUCUGGCAAGGGCUUCUCGAAGCAAUUAGCCAAACAUCAAGCUGCUAAAAAUGCCCUGAUCAAAAUCGAUGAAGAGGGAAAUCAUGUAUCUGUAAAGACUUACUUAAAUAAAUCAAAUCUAUCCAUUACCAGCGAUGGCGAUGUUCCUGAUCCGGAUUGUAUUGUUGAUUUACAAAACUUGUGUAUGGAAAAGUCGCUGCAGCUGCCCAGUUAUUUUGAGAUUUCGGGAGAAGGGCCUUCGCAUUGCAGGGAAUUCACUUAUGGUUGCAGUGUUGCUUCACUGUAUGUAAAAGCCAAAGCUGGAACUAAAAAACUGGCCAAGAGACUGGCUGCUAAAGAAAUGCUCGAAAAAUUAAAGUCCCUUAGUGAUGAGGAACUGAAUAGCAAGAGGCAAAAGUACGAAGAAAUAGAAAAUCUACAAGCCAAAGAGAAGUACCAACUACUCAAUAACAGACCGGACUGUAAUUUUAAGGAAAUUGGAGAUUUUAACGAUAAUCCUUUUGUUAAAAUGAUGGCUCUUAAAGGGCUGAAGUAUGAAGAUUUUGCGGAGGAUCUAAAAAUGCGAAAUGAAGAGGCUUUAAGCAGGAUAACAGGGAAACUGGGAAUUGCGUAUACACUGCGACAAAAUGAGAAUCAACCCACAAUGGCAACGCUUAAUGUAGCAGUUCAAGUGCCUUUUGCUCAGAUCGCGAUUGGGGACUCUUAUGAUGAUGCCAAGCAGAAGGUUUUGCAUCAGGCCUUCCUUAUUUUGGAAAGUUACAUUAAUAAAAAGGAAUUUUCUUAAGUUUCUAUCAGUAGUCUGCUUAGAAAUCUCGUUUAUUUCUAAUUAAUUGUGUUUGUUAAGAAUUUAUGCGAAGCGCUGCAUAUGUUUUUUAUUAAAUUGUUAUUUCUUGAAGAAAA